Galleria mellonella (greater wax moth) is the source of this 2517-nucleotide messenger RNA. RefSeq lists its product as uncharacterized. The record is from RefSeq and is a predicted model, not a curated record. The transcript has 4 exons. NCBI's taxonomy places the organism in Eukaryota, Metazoa, Arthropoda, Insecta, Lepidoptera, Pyralidae. Gene Ontology annotation, biological process: SCF-dependent proteasomal ubiquitin-dependent protein catabolic process. Bases 656 to 2227 code for a protein of 523 amino acids. Gene Ontology annotation, cellular component: SCF ubiquitin ligase complex.
CGUACAUCGACAUCGAAAAAGAACAGUGUAUUGAAAAAUAGGUUAAAGUGUAUAAAAGUGUUUAAAAAAUAAUUUCACAACAGUGUUAUAUGUGUGUGAAAUAUGGUAAAAUGCAUUAAAUAGUGCAAAUAGUGAAUAGCAGUGCAUAAAAUGAUAGAACAGUAUAGACAUGAUAGAAAGGGACAGAAAAUCUUGUCUUAAUUUUAUAGAAACAGUGGCUCGGCGGCUUAUCAAUCUUUACUAGUAAUAAUAUAAGUUGUUAUCUCGUAGUUUUGCUACAUUUUGUAUAGAAAAUUCUAAUAGUCUGUUUUUAUAGUGUUAACUGAUAGGUUAUGUUGUCGUAUCGGUUCGGAAAUACUACUGCUGGAAGUUGAUUCCAAAGAAUAGUUGUGCGUGGAAGAAAGUGCCUUGAAAAACGCAUGGUGGAAGACCGCCACUCGUCCAGAUGAUUGGGAUGAAACUUUAGUUUAUGGCGGGUUGUACGGUGGUGAAAAUCAGCAGCAGGUUAUGUUGUCGUAUCGGUUCGGAAAUACUGCUGCUGGAAGUUGAUUCCAAAGAAUGGUUGUGCGUGGAAGAAAGUGCCUUGAAAAACGCACGGUGGAAGACCGCCACUCGGGCGGGUUGUACGGUGGUGAAAAUCAGCAGCAGAUAAAUAAUGUCAAGAUACAAGCAACCACGAAAUCUCCAAAAGUUAGCGUUGAUAAAAUUGGGAGACUGGGUAGCAUUACAAGCACAAAUUCACAUGAAACCAAUCGCAUCAUUAGCUCAAAAAGAUAUUAACGGAGCACAUAUAGCACUAACAGAAAAUGUAAAUUAUAUACGCGACUUUUUGAAUUAUAACGUGCCAUGGAUGAUUCAUGAUUUGUUAUCACAUGAAGUUAUAAGAGCUUUAUCAGAUCUACUGGAAGAAACGAAACAAUCCUUGGGUUUUCGAGCGUCUAUGGGAAAAUUUGUUACACAAAUGAAUGUUAUAGUAAAGAUGACAGAAGUACUGUUCACUAAAAAUUUAACCCGUGUUUGCGUCGAUACAAUACCUAAAAUGUUACGUUCUGUGUUUUAUUCAAAGCUAUCAAUGCUGAAAGGCCUUGUUUAUCUAAACCUUGGAUCCCUUUCAGGUGGAUGGAAGACAGCCGAUAUGGAGGAAGGCGUUAUUCAAUCCCUUAAAGAAUUACACUGUUUGAAAUAUUUAUUCAUAAAUUACGAUUGCACUGACAAUAUAUUAAAAUGUAUCGUUGAUAACUGUAAUCUCAUUGAGAAGUUGGAUGUUUCUUGUUCUAAAUGUAUAACAAAUGAAAGUAUUGACAUAAUAUUAAAAUUAAAAAAUCUGAGAAGUAUACAAUUAUACAGAACUUUUGUUUCAAAAGAAGGAUUUACAAAGUUACUUUUAAAAUGUAAGACUUUAGAAGAUAUCGGCAGAUGUGAUGAUAUUGGUCGAAUAUUAGAAUUUAUUGAUUUAACCAAUUCCACAGCAAAGCCAUUCAAUUUGAAAAUUUAUGUGAGUCGCUAUGCAACUAUGCAACAUUUACAAUUAGCAGUAGAGAUGUGUCCUUACAUUCGUUAUUUGACCGUAUUUCAUAAUACGUUGCAAAGUGACCUCAUGGCAUUAGUAGGUCUCAAAGAUUUAAGGGAUUUAAAAUUGUUAUCUUGUGAUUUUUAUGCCGAUCAAGUCAAGCAAGUUUUGCAAGUGAAAGGGUGCAAUAUAACAAAUUUACAUCUUGAACAUGUGGAUCAAAUAGAUUUAAAUGCAUUAAUGUAUAUCAGUCAAAUGUGCCCUUUAUUGGAAAGCUUAACUUUAUACAAUUGCACGCUUAUACAGCAUACAUCGUUAUAUACGAAAAAAUUGGAAAUAUUACCAUACCGAAAUUUAAAAAAAAUAACUUGUGUAUCAAAAUGUACAGAUGAGCAACUGUUAUUCAUAUUUACAAACUGUUUAAAUGUUGAAUUUAUUCACACUGGAACAGCUGUUCAGUUCACAGAUGAAUUGAUUUUUAAGAUUUUGGAUAAAAAUCCACUUAUUUAUCUAAAAGAAUUAAGAAUAAUGCAGUCGGAUUUCUUAACAAUGACAUCUGUGGAACGAUUUAUUCAAAGUUGCAUGAAUUUAGAAAUAUUAGUAGAGCUAGAGAGCUGGACUUUGUUGACCGAUAGUGACCGAGAACAUAUCAGAAAUUACAUAAAAGUUAACAACUUAAACAUUGACAUAUUUCCCACACGUAGAUACGAUAUAUAAAUUGUAAAAACUAACUUGUGUAUAAUGUUGAAACACAAUAUGAAAAUACAACAUAUUUAUAUAUAAAUGUAACAUAUACUAAGUCUGAUAUAAAAACCAUUAAAGUAUUUAUAUACCUUUGACAGUUCUCUAGUAUUAAAAACUCCGUUUCCUGGGUAUAAAAUAAUGAUUUCAUCUACGUAUUCUGACACUAAAGAUCUCUCAGAAAAUAAUCUACUCAAUUGUAAUCUUGGUCUUACUGAUUGUUAUUUAAAAAGCUAUAUAUUAAAAAUACAACAGUACAGUAUUCA